Limulus polyphemus (Atlantic horseshoe crab) is the source of this 1333-nucleotide messenger RNA. RefSeq lists its product as uncharacterized. The transcript is spliced from 2 exons. Lineage: Eukaryota; Metazoa; Arthropoda; Merostomata; Xiphosura; Limulidae. The coding region runs from base 193 to 1038 and encodes 281 amino acids. The record is from RefSeq and is a predicted model, not a curated record.
ACUACGUCAUUUCUUGCUGAGUUAUCUGAGUUGUUGACCAGGAUUAUUUCCAUGGUUUUAUGACGAAGGAUUAGAGUGUUAGAACAAAGAAGGGAAAAACUAUAUUUAAUCUAUCAUUAAAGCUAAAACUGAUAUACAAGAAAAUACUCAUUGAUCCAAUAUAAAGGUACCUUUUUUCGGUGAAACGAAACCAUGGAUUAUAGUUUCUUUACCUUCUCAAUAGCAUCGUUUCUGCUAUUUUGUGGUACUCACUGUGUUCCUUUUCUGGCGAACUCCAAAGUUAAAGAAAUCAAGCUUGUUGUAAAUGAAACUGCUGAGCUUCCAUGUUUGGCGUUUGAGGAACCCAAAGAAGAUUUUCACUGGGUCUUUCCAGAUGGGAAUGUUGUUGAUAAAACGGCAAAAGACAAAUCAUUUCACAUUAUCCACGAAAAUGCUUCCCUUAUAUUUUCACCAGUAGAUAUCACCGAUGGUGGUCUAUAUAUAUGUAUUGCUGGAAACCAGAAAACUUUUAACAAAGCUUCUUUUGUGCAUAUGGAAGUUAAGCCUAUUCCGGUUGUUUUGUCCACGUGGGAAAAGUAUAAAUCUAAUGCAGAAACAGGGCUUAUUGCAGCAGCUUGCGCAGCGGCAAUUAUAAUUAUCCCUUGCCUACUCUAUAAGUUUCAGUGGAAACCACGAGAGAAGAAAUCUACCCAGAAAGAAGUUGAACCAUCUAAUCAAGAUUCGCCAGAACCCACAGUAGUUUCGUCAAACCAAACUCCAGAUCCUGGUUCAUCGCUAUCAACUGAGAAUAUUAAACCAGUUGCUGAAGAAGAAGCAACAAAACCAGAAUCAGUGAGUCAAAAUAAUGCUGUUGCAGCUGCACCAGACGAAAACAUAAAACAAAUCGUUGAAGAAACGGCAACAUCUUCGUCAGCUAGUAAAAAUGAUGACUUAACAUAUCCACUAGUGAUAGAGUCUGAUUCAGCCGAAAAUGAAACAGUAGCCCAAGAAUCCGAUUCAUCAGCCUAUGAAAACAAAGGGUCUGAAAUAUUUGAAUAAUUACAAAACGUUUAUCAACUUAUAAACGUAUAACUUUUGAUAAAUUACCUAUAAGCAAAAUCUUCUGAAUAGUGUAAACUCUUUGAGAUCAGUGUAUGCUAAUCUACAGUGUGACAAGGAAAUAUAUUUCUGUUAAGGUAAAUAUGAAGCCAUUGUUUUUACAAGUGUUUUCUAGCAUAAUUUUAUUCGUUUAUUUUAGUUUAGUAAUAUUUAUUGCUUUAGUAAAACCAAAUGAAUAUGAAGGCUGAUAUGUAAUUAAUAUUGCUUAAAAAUUUAUGAAAUAAAUCACGAAAGU